Acanthochromis polyacanthus (spiny chromis) is the source of this 2937-nucleotide messenger RNA. Its product is annotated as zinc finger and BTB domain-containing protein 26-like. Gene Ontology annotation, molecular function: DNA-binding transcription factor activity, RNA polymerase II-specific; protein binding; RNA polymerase II cis-regulatory region sequence-specific DNA binding. Gene Ontology annotation, biological process: regulation of transcription by RNA polymerase II. Lineage: Eukaryota; Metazoa; Chordata; Actinopteri; Pomacentridae. The record is from RefSeq and is a predicted model, not a curated record. The transcript has 3 exons. Bases 238 to 1614 code for a protein of 458 amino acids. Gene Ontology annotation, cellular component: nucleus.
AGAAAACCGGUGCGGAUCAGGACUGUCGUUGCUUCACCGCUGGAAGAUGCAUCUCAUUCUCCCGCAGCUGCACACGAUUCAUGUGUUUUUUUUUCUUUUUUAAUUUCUUGUCAGCAACUGUGGUUUAACCAUCAGGGAUCUAGAAAACAGAAACCACCCACUGCUCUUUCAAAGUUUACUGAGGUUUCCAGCCAAGAAAAGCAGCUUUUCCUCACCCGGUGGAUCCAUUAUGACGGGAUGAGCCUGCAGAAUAAGGACAUCAUGUCAGCCUCCUCUGACACCCUCCAGUUCAGUUUGUCCGCCCACGGGGACUCCAUGCUCAGCAAAAUGACUAUUAUGAGAGAAGACCGUCGCUUCUGUGACAUUACACUUGUUCUUGGAGGUGCACGGGGCCCCGCCGUCGAGCCUUUCCAUUUCCACGGUCACAGAGUGGUGCUCGCAGCAUCUUCAAACUUCCUGCGCGACCAGUUCCUGCUCCACGAAGGCCGAGCAGAGCUGAGGGUGUCUGUCGUUUCCAGCGUGAAGGUUGCAGAGACUCUGCUGCUGUCCUGCUACACCGGGCAGCUUGAGGUCCCUCUGAGAGAGCUGGUGAGCUACCUAACUGCAGCCAGUGCACUGCAGAUGGACCAGGUGGUAGAGAAGUGUGCCCAGGCUGUUUCCCAGUUCCUCAGUCCCACCCUGGCGUUCUUGAAACUGGAGAGACGCUCUGAGAAGAAGGAAAAGCAGCUAGAAAGCAGCUGGCUGGGCACCAGCUUCGAAAAUCGUGAGGAAGAGGAUGCAGCCCAGCCCAGUACCAGCAUCCAGGAAGCAAAUAUCAAGGAAGGGGGUGUGGCCGUGAUUCAGUCCAAGUUGAGGGUCAGCCAAGAACCCGAGGUGGAUAGUCGAGGACCGAGAGAGGCUGUGGAAGCUGAAAGAGAGGAAUGUGAGGACGCAGCAUGUUGUCUCGACAGCCUGGAGUUGGAAGAAGGUGGAGACAUUCAGCUUUUUCACACCAACAACCAGCUAUGUCAUGUUCACCACAUUGAAGGUCCUUUCAAGUGUAAGCUGCACCCUCCUGCAAGUUUCCAAGACCAAGUUUCCUCCUCAGCCUCCACAGUCAGAAGAAACUCAGCAGCCCAUGAGGAACUGGUAGAAAGCAGCCAGAACGAGCAGGAACAAGAACUAGAGCAGCCGAUAGAGGAGGAAAACAUGCACACAGCGGCUGCUCAGAUACAACAACAUGGAAAGGUGGAAGAGGAUUCAGGAAUAAUGUUGGUCCAGAGGCCUUAUCUGUGCAGGAGGUGUGAUAAAGUCUUCCAGCACCUGGAGAGCUACGUGGGCCACCUGAAGGAGCACCGGCAGUACUUCUGUCUGGUCUGUGAGAAAGGUUUUUCUCAGAAGAGUAACCUGACUCGACACGUACGCAUCCACGCUGGUGACAAGCCUUUCAGAUGUCCUCUGUGCCACAAGACGUUUACCCAGAAGGCCAUGCUGCAACACCACUUCGACCUGCACACAGGGGACGGGACCCAUAUGUGCAACUACACUGCUGUGCACUUUGCCCACAAGGCAGGCCUGAGGUGCCACCUGAGGGCAAAUCAGGGUAAGAGCAGCUGGCAGAAUGUGCUCGAGUAGGCCGUGGACUGCAAGUGAGGGAGCAGGUUUAGCUUCAAUCUAAUGAUGAUGGUGUUGGUAGCUGUUUGUCUCUAAAAUUAUUGGGGGCAAAUAAGAUGCCUGGAAGCACAAUAAGCUGUUCACACAUCGACUAGAACAGAGGUGUCAAACUCAUUUUAGUUCAGGUUCCACAUUCAGAAAAUCACAGCAUAGUAACCUAUAAACAACCACAACUCCAGAUUUUUCCUUUGUUUUAGUGUAAAAAAGUACAUUCUGAAAAAGUUCACAUUUAAGGAGUUCUGUGCAUGAUGAACAACCUGAAAACAAAAAAAAAAGACAAAAUAUUAGACAAAAACGUUACAAAGCAGCCAAAAAAUGGACAAAACAAGACACAAAAUGACAAAAUAAGACAAAAAAACACAAGCCGGACAAAAAGGAAACACAAAAUGACAAAAGCCAGAAUCAAAAUGACAAAAGACAACAAAAACAGGACAAAUAUUACAAAAACGAGACACAAAACGGCAAAAACCAGAAACAAAAUGGCAAAAACCAGAAGCAAAAUGGCAAUAAAUGAGACAAAUGACACAAAACAGAACAAAAAAGAGACAAAAAAAUUGACAAAAGUAACAAAGCGACAAAAACAGAGCCAAACGACACAAGCAAGACAAAAAGAGACGCAACACAAGACGGAAAAUGACAAAAGCAAGAAACAAAACAACAAAAGCAUGAGACAAAAGACAAAAGUCAAACAAAAAUAUGACUAAAGAUUACAAAAACGAGACACAAAAUGACAGAAGAAGUGUGAGCAAAAACAGUAUUUCACUUUAUGAUCAAAACAGCUUGUCAUGGUCUAGAAAUUAUUUUAAAUUCAUAGUUUUACUAAUUUGCAAUCUGCAGUUAAUGUCUUCCCUCUAAUUCUGACACUUUGAGGGCCGGAUUGAACCCUCUGUAGGGACAGUUUUGGCCCACGGGCUGCAUGUUUGACACCCCUGGUCUAGAAGGAAAUAAAGACAAAACUGUUAUUUAAUGUGACAUAAUGGUUGCUUUUUAUAGGUUGGAGCUAAUGCUGCAACAACAGCGUCUUCCAUUGUCCAGAUUGUUUGUAUUCUAACAUGUGAUCUAUGUAGAUCUCACAAAGGGUUGAAAUGGACUGUGUUUCUCCAGAUCUGGCAGAGUUUCCACAAUUUUGAUGUGUAAAGAAAGCAAGAAGUGCUGUAAAACCAUCUGAUCUAUCAAGAGAUAAGCAUAUAUGUGACUAUUUAAGCAGUAGAAGCAGAAAUGAAAACUCUGUUCUGACUUUGCUGUAAUGACUGAAAGUACAAAUAAAAAUCCCCUGAAAGAGCA